Molecule: messenger RNA, 857 nt
Organism: Rhincodon typus (whale shark)
Lineage: Eukaryota; Metazoa; Chordata; Chondrichthyes; Orectolobiformes; Rhincodontidae
Product: anterior gradient protein 3-like
Exons: 7
Coding region: 144-635 (163 amino acids)
Cellular component (GO): endoplasmic reticulum
Source: RefSeq, a predicted model, not a curated record
CCCACAGGAGAUUGCCCAAGUAGUGAGUAAUACAGGUACUUUUCAGGCUGAAUUGAUGCAGAAAGGAUUCGUGCUUAUUAACCCUGACCUGUUCUUCCAGUUUGAAUUUCAAUCCAGGGUGUAAUUCCAGUGAUUAUACAACAAUGCUCCAGUUUUUUGUUCAUUUCUUUUUGUUUCUGGUUGCUGUCACAUCCAGCCUAGCCACAGCAAUCAAAAAAAGACCGCCUCAAACACUGUCAAGAGGUUGGGGAGAUGAUAUAACAUGGGUACAAACCUAUGAAGAGGGUCUCUAUAAAGCAAGAAAAAGCAACAAGCCAUUAAUGGUUAUCCAUCACUUGGAAGACUGCAAGUACUGUCAUGCACUGAAGAAAAUUUUUGCUGAAAAUGAAGAAAUCCAGGCUAUGGCUGACAAAGAUUUCAUUAUGUUAAAUCUAAUGCACGAAACCGCUGAUAAGAACCUUGCACCUGAUGGCAAAUAUGUACCCCGCAUCAUAUUUGUAGAUCCUUCCUUGACUGUGAGAGCAGAUAUCACAGGGAAGUACUCAAACCGCCUCUAUACGUAUGAACCACAAGAUAUUCAGAUCUUGAUUCACAACAUGCACAAAGCAAAACGUUUGUUACCAGCUGAGCUAUAAGGAAGUGCAGCAACGCUACUUCGUUUUUACAUUUGAGAGCGGCACUGAACUGUUAUUUCUUUAACUUUUACAGUUUCUAUUUAAUUACUUAAUCAGAGUUUCCUUUACUGUGCAAAGUCAGGAUGCAAGAAAUGUCUGAACUUUAUGUGGUUCUUAAGCUUUUUUUUUGAUUUAAUCAAUAUUCAAUGGCAUGGUGAAUUAAUAAAUAUUUUUAAAUUAUCA